AUGACCAGCUCAGCACUUCAGGCUGCAUACAAGAGCCUCAUACAACGCGGCCGUCUCGUCACAGACCCCCAUCAAGCCGCACUGGUUACACGUCUUUCAAAACUCCAGAAUGAUCUCCUAAGCACAAACAAUGCCACGUACAUACCAGGCCAGCCCGCAGGGACACCUCAAGGUCUUUACAUCUAUGGCUCUGUCGGGACUGGCAAGUCCAGAGUCGCGGACUUGUUCGCAUCGACCCUGCCUGCUGAAGUCACAAAGCGGCGCAUCCAUUUCCAUGAAUUCAUGAACGAUAUCCACCAUCGCUUGCACCAAGCACGAUCUUCGCCGGCCUAUCGCGGAGACCCUCUGAUUGAGAUAGGACGUAAUAUCCAUGCCGAGUCUCGUGUGUUAUGCUUCGAUGAGUUCCAGGUCACGGACAUUGCAGACGCAAUGAUCCUCUCCAGGCUGUUCUCCUCCAUCUGGCAGUCUGGAGGCGUGAUGGUCAGCACCAGUAAUCGGCAUCCCAAUAAUCUCUACGAAAAUGGCUUGAAUCGCGAUUUGUUCACACCUUUCAUCAAAGAGGUGCAAAGGCGAUGUGAGGUCUGGGAGAUCGGUGGCAAAGACGACUACCGAAUGAGGAGUCUCCAAGAUGCAGACAGCGAUCAAGCAAGAUUACAGACGUUCUUCACCGAUGCUGAAGCCUUCCAGGGGUCGUUCCAGCAGGCUUUGGGAACAUCGAAGCUGAAACGUGUUCCUCUCCAGGUCUAUGGAAGUCGCAUGCUGGAAGUGCAAGCAGCCAUCGAAGACGAGAGGACCACUUCGGCAGAGAAGAGCAAACGCUUCGCCAUGAUCAGCGGCACUUUUGCAGAACUUUGCGAGGACUCGUUGGGUUCUGCUGAUUACCAUGCUCUCUGCUCAUCAACAGACACGAUCUUCAUAUCUGGUCUUCGCCGGUACCGUGAGGAUGAGAAAGACUUUGUGCGCCGCUUCAUCACGAUGAUCGAUCUGGCAUAUGAAAUGAAGACUCGCGUGUUCUGUCAGUCCGAGGUACCGCUUGGCGAGGUCUUCACGAAUAUAGUGCCCCAAUACCUCAAGAAGUCAAUUCAAGGAAUGCGGGUGAAGGGCGAAGGUGGCGCGAGUAGCUCGAUGAUGUCCACCUUCAUCGGCGAAACGGAAUGGUCAGCCACAGGUCUUGUGGAGGCUUCUCUCGCCACGGGCGGUGCUGGUGAAACAGAUGUUGGGUUUGCUAUCGGUAGAGCUAUCUCGAGACUGUACGAGAUGGGCUCAAAUGAAUACGGCACGGCCGACUGA
Molecule: messenger RNA, 1290 nt
Organism: Fulvia fulva
Lineage: Eukaryota; Fungi; Ascomycota; Dothideomycetes; Mycosphaerellales; Mycosphaerellaceae
Product: AFG1-like ATPase
Exons: 1
Coding region: 1-1290 (429 amino acids)
Cellular component (GO): cytoplasm; chloroplast; mitochondrion
Molecular function (GO): ATP binding; ATP hydrolysis activity
Source: RefSeq, a predicted model, not a curated record